GCGAACGUGUGAGGAUUUGUAGAUCAUACAGAUGGUAAGGAAGUUGUUUGAAUCCAUACUGCUCGCGUGUCACGGGAUGAUGUAACGAUCUGCAGAAGUCGUCUGCCUGUUUUCCAGAAGAAAAGCGUCGCUAGCGCAUCGGCUCAGAUUUACCGAUGUUGAGUUGGCAUUUUGGGUGAAACCCCCAAAAGAAGCUCGAACACAGCUGUAGAUGUUCUGCAGUGUCCAGAUUCAUAAAGCAGCAUGACACUCCGGAGAGUGAACGUGGUGAUUCUUGUCCUGCUCUCGAUCGCCUUUUUAAUUAUCAUUCACCGAAACCUGCUGAAUCUCAGUGACUUCCUAAAGCAAGACGGUUCAGAUGCAGCUCCGGGCGCGAUCCUGCCGUUCGAAAACGGAUUUUUCGCGGAGCGUAAAGCCCGGACCGGGGAGGAGAUCCCCGUGGUGAUCACAGCUGCCGAGGAGAGACUCGGCGCCGCUGUCGCCGCCAUGAACAGCAUCAACCGAAACAGCAAAGCCAACGUGGUCUUUAGCAUCGUGACACUCAACGAGUCUGUGGAACAUCUCCGGGCUUGGUUGAGCGGAACAAACAUCAAGCACAAAAUCAUCACGUUUGAGCCGAAAAUCCUGGAGGGAAAGGUUUCGUCCAAUCCACAAAAAGCAGAUUCGGAAAAACCGCUCACUUUCGCCAGGUUCUACAUGCCAAACUUCUUACCUGACACAGAGAAAGCCAUUUACCUGGAUGAUGAUAUUAUCGUUCAAGGAGAUAUCCAGGAACUUUUUGAGAUGAGUCUGAAGCCUGGCCAUGCUGCAGCUUUUUCAGAAGAUUGCGACUCGGCUACUUCUAAAGGCAUCAUCAGAGGAGCAGGAAGCCAGAACAGUUACAUUGGCUUUUUGGACUUCAAAAAGGAAGCAGUGAGGAAGCUGGGAAUGCGAGCAAACACAUGCUCUUUCAAUCCUGGAGUCAUUGUGGCCAACUUAACUGAAUGGAAACACCAAAACAUCACCCAGCAGCUCGAAAUAUGGAUGGAGCGCAACGUGAAGGAUGGGUUUUACAGCAACAUGCUGGCAGACAGCUUCACUACACCCCCACUACUCAUUGUGUUCUACAAGCGCCACUCCAGCAUCGAGCCCAUGUGGCAUGUCCGACAUCUUGGGGCCACCGGAGCUGGAAAUCGCUACUCCCCACAGUUCAUCAGUGCAGCGAAACUCCUCCACUGGAACGGACAUUAUAAGCCGUGGGGCAGAGUCUCGUCGUACCCCGAUGUUUGGGACAAGUGGUACAUUCCAGAUCCGACCGGUAAAUUCCAUCCAAUCAGAAGACACUCUGGAGACAAAUAAAGACUUGAAGCUGAAUUAUCCUAACAUUUUGCACAAAUAUUUGGGUUCUCUAGAACUUGGUGUCCUGAACACCAUUUCGCAAUGCUACAGCUCCUAAAUUACACGGAAACGAUGUUACGACUACCCGUCGCUGCUUUUCCAGUUACAUCAAUUUUGCCUGAAAUUCUGUAUCUUUUUUUUUUUUUUUUUUAUAGUUUCCUGACUCAAAGGGGGUAUAAACUUCUUUCCAUUGGCAGCAUGCACUGUAUAGGUGAAGCAACGGACUUGCCAGUUUGACUUGAAAACUAGUUAACACUAAAAAUUAGGUAUUAAAGUAACAAUGUAUAAAUGGAAAUUUAAAACAAAAAAAUCGGACUGUGUAUUUAAUUUCUCCUGUUUGAAUUUUCAGGGACAUUUAAGGUGACUUAACAUUUAAUACCUGUGCUAAUUAAGUAUGAAAACGGCCAUCGAGACGGCGACAUUGAUGAUGCCGUCUCAGAACAAAUGUAAACGGUAUAUGUUUAAACAUUACACUCCACCAACACCAGGUCCAAGCUUGUCAUAAUUAACAUCAUGCUUAAGACAGAAUCACUAAAAUGCUACCUCAGUUCUUACUGCCUACAUUCGAAAGGUCCAGCAUUUUUCCAGGUUACUUUCUUUUUACUCCUUUGUGUUGGGCAAACAGGUUUGGUAGUCCACUGACACUAAAUACCUUUUUUUCACCCAUGUAUUAAAGAGAACCACUUAAUUUUAAUUUCCACAAGUAUUAUUUUAAAACAUGUUUCUUUUCUUCUU
Messenger RNA from Clarias gariepinus (North African catfish), 2112 nucleotides. RefSeq names its product glycosyltransferase 8 domain containing 1 (gene glt8d1). The transcript is spliced from 10 exons. Gene Ontology annotation, cellular component: Golgi apparatus. Gene Ontology annotation, molecular function: glycosyltransferase activity. The record is from RefSeq and is a predicted model, not a curated record. The coding region runs from base 244 to 1338 and encodes 364 amino acids. NCBI's taxonomy places the organism in Eukaryota, Metazoa, Chordata, Actinopteri, Siluriformes, Clariidae.